CGACCUUGAAACCUUGCUUCUGAGAUCUCCCAUAUAUCACCAACUCUAGAUAUCCAAAGCGCAAGGUCAAGGUGUUCAUAGGAAUGAGGUACAAACCUGGGGAUUGAGGAUUUCAACAUGUUUUCUUCAAAUGGCCCCAAGAAGCCGCCGCCGCAGCAGGUUAGUACAUCUUUCCUACUUUGUACUUUUCCGACCCCGACUUGUACUAACCUCCCCUCCAACCCCGAGUUACAGAGCUGACUGCAGCUUCUGGCGUAGGAAAUGGUACAGGUUGGUUAGUUCAUGCCCUUUGAGCAACGAGGUGUCCUUUGCUAUAUCAAGAAAACGAGGCUGACCUUUGUGUACUGUAGAGAGAUCCGAGUAUGUACUACUACCCCGCGCAUCGCAUUCCAAUUCCUUCCAAUUCGACAAAAUGACGAACAUGUACUGACGAGGCUUCCAGAUCAGCUUCGCCUUUCUGGCGAGGGAGAAGUUCAGAAGCCAGAAGAAACACAUCUCCGCAGAAACGGGACCCAGGGCUGGUCGUGGGCGCUUCAUAUUCGCAUACGGAUCUAUUGAAGAUUGACAAUCUGUAUGUUAUAUACCAAGGACUCCUUGCAUGGAAACCCAAAAGCUGAUGUACGACUCAGGUCAUUGGCUUCAAGCUCAGGACGACCUCGAACACCUCCCCCGUCUUCGUUGUAUAAGACACUCAGUGAUACCCCACCUCUAAGUAGACGAGGGGGUGCGAUUUCCUCCCCCCCUCGAAGGACAUACACAGACUUUCUGUCGCACACGAAUAAUGAUUGGGACACGCAGGAUGAUGUUGACGAAGAUGACGACUAUGGUUACGAUAAUGACGACGGGGAUGAUUUUGGGUUACCCAGUAUGUCCAGUAUGAAAAGGAAAACAAAAAAGGCCCCCGCGAAGAACAACCCAGAUUUCGUAGGGAAUAUGGCUCCCUUUGGACAAAGCUUGGAGGGAGGAUAUGGUGGUUUCGGACCCCGUCGACUUUCAAAUAGUGCAGAUAUUGCCAUUGAAAGACCUGCGCCAAGUUAUCCUGUUGCAAAGAAAAGCGAGGGAAAGAUACUGAGGCCUCAAUAUAAGGAAAUCUUAAGAGACCCAGCAAAUUCUCUACAUCUCAUCAAUCACGCUCCAAUACACCCAGAUUCUUCAACCAAGGAGGUGGAUGUUCAUAAUUCGCGUAUAAGUCGGAUUAACAAGUUCAAAAAGAUAUUACAAGCCACUUCGAUACCACUAACUGAGCUCAGAUCUGCAGCUUGGUCAGGAGUUCCCGAAGAAGUGAGAGCAAUGACAUGGCAGCUAUUACUGGGGUAUCUUCCCACAAGUAGUGAGAGGCGUGUAGGGACAUUGGAGAGAAAACGGAAGGAAUAUCUCGAUGGAGUUCGACAGGCCUUCGAAAGGACCAGUAACACUUCUGCCUCAGCUGGGAAAGUUAGAGGGUUAGACGAAGCAGUAUGGCAUCAAAUUAGUAUUGACGUACCACGUACAAAUCCCCAUUUAGAGCUUUACAGUUACGAGGCUACACAGCGGUCACUGGAGAGAAUCUUAUAUCUCUGGGCUGUACGGCAUCCUGCAAGUGGCUAUGUACAAGGGAUUAAUGAUCUUGUAACACCAUUUUGGCAAGUUUUUCUUGCGAGUUAUAUUACCGACUCGGAUGUGGAGAGUGGGAUGGAUCCAGGGCAAUUACCAAAGCCCGUCUUGGAUGCAGUGGAAGCAGAUUCCUUCUGGUGUUUGACAAAACUACUGGACGGGAUUCAGGAUAAUUAUAUUUUUGCCCAGCCGGGGAUUCAACGACAGGUUGCGGCGCUUCAUGAUCUUACCGCGAGGAUCGAUCAAGCGCUUGCGAAACACUUGGAGCAGGAGGGCGUGGAGUUUAUUCAGUUUAGUUUCCGAUGGAUGAAUUGCCUCUUGAUGCGUGAGAUUAGUGUCAGGAACACUAUCAGAAUGUGGGAUACAUAUAUGGUUAGUCCUCUUACCCUCUUUCUCAUCCCCUUUUCCAAACACUGACCCUCAAAUUUCCCAGGCUGAGGAACAAGGCUUCUCCGAAUUUCACCUCUAUGUCUGCGUCGCCUUCCUGGUGAAAUGGUCGGAGAAGCUAAGGAAGAUGGAUUUCCAGGAGGUCAUGAUGUUCCUGCAGGCCCUGCCGACGCGGGAUUGGGGCGAGAAAGAUAUCGAGUUGUUGCUUAGCGAGGCGUUUAUCUGGCAGAGUUUGUUCAAGGGGUCCGCGUCCCAUCUGAGGGGUGGGAGUGAUAAGACGCCUUCGAAUACUUCGACGGGAGGCUUUUUAGGUAGCUAAAGCUAAAAUGGAAG
Messenger RNA from Hymenoscyphus albidus, 2313 nucleotides. NCBI's taxonomy places the organism in Eukaryota, Fungi, Ascomycota, Leotiomycetes, Helotiales, Helotiaceae. The record is from the annotation of a GenBank genome assembly.